UUUGGACUUCCGACCGUCCUGUUUUUGUGGACGGGGAGAUCGGACCAGCUCCAAUUUAUUCUUCGGCAUGGAGACCAAAGGACUAGUCAUCCUUUUCUGCCUGCUAUCCUACGCGGCUGCCCAGCGGUGGCGGAGUGACGGCCGGUGCGGCCCGAACUACCCGGCCCCUGACGCCAACCCGGGCGAGUGUAACCCGCACGCCCUGGACCACUGCUGCUCGGAGUGGGGCUGGUGCGGCAGGGAGACAACCCACUGUACCUGCUCCAGGUGCGUGGACUACUCAGCGGGUGGCUCUUCAGGAGGUUCGGCAGUAGUUGUCAGCUCGGGAAGUUGUCCCCGGAUCGUGUCCAAGUCGGAAUGGGGAUCCCGAAGCACCAACUAUAACGUCUUUCUCAGCCUGCCGGUCCCAAAGGUUGUGAUCCACCACUCGGCAGGCGCCACGUGUAGCACCCAGUCCUCCUGUUCCCUACAGGUCAGGAACAUCCAGAACUACCACAUGGACGGCAGAGGCUACAGCGACAUCGGCUACAACUUCCUGGUCGGUAACGAUGGCAACGUGUACGAAGGGCGCGGCUGGGACAGGCGAGGUGCGCAUGCCCUCAACGUGAACACGGAGUCCAUCGGGAUCUGUUUCCUGGGAGACUUCACCGGACAGAAGCCGACAGCCUCCGCCAUCGCCGCCGCCAAGAGCCUCAUCUCCUGCGGGGUGUCUCUGGGUAAGAUCAGGUCUGGGUACUCUCUGUACGGACAUCGUGACGUCGGCGCCACAGCCUGCCCUGGGAACCUGCUCUAUGAUGACGUCAAAUCCUGGGGACGAUUCGUUGGCUGAAGACAGUCUUCUGACAGAGAAAAAUACUCAGAAUUUUCAAACAGAGGAUUCUGAAAAUGGACGCCAAAUAAAUGACAUCAAGUCCAAUCAUA
Molecule: messenger RNA, 921 nt
Organism: Branchiostoma belcheri (Belcher's lancelet)
Lineage: Eukaryota; Metazoa; Chordata; Leptocardii; Amphioxiformes; Branchiostomatidae
Product: peptidoglycan-recognition protein SC2-like
Exons: 7
Coding region: 68-829 (253 amino acids)
Biological process (GO): peptidoglycan catabolic process
Molecular function (GO): chitin binding; N-acetylmuramoyl-L-alanine amidase activity; zinc ion binding
Source: RefSeq, a predicted model, not a curated record